AUGUCCCUACAGCUGUCGCAUUCUUGGGUUGCUUCAGUGCGGCAACCCCGCGGUGUCCAGCCCAAGCGUAAACUCUUCUCAGCGGGGCUAAAAAAGGGUCUUUUCGAGCGGCUAAACUCAGGAGCCACAACGGGCGCAGGUCAGCAUGCGCACGGGCAGAGUCAGGCGCCCCUAGAUCCUCUUCCUCUCGCUUCGUCUGCGACGGCCGCCAUGGCGCAGGCCUCAACUUCCUCCGGGCCCGAGGGUCACCUUCCCUCCGACGGUUGCGCCACCGCUUCUUCCGCUGCGCCUCUCUCCCCAGACGCGCGCUCUUCUUCCCCCUUCGUGGCCUCUUGGUCGUCUUCUCCGCCCCCCUGGGGCGUCCCCUUGUCGUCGCCUCCGCAGCUCUUUCCGCCGCCCUUCGGCGCGUCUUCGCUCUCUACGCCUUUUUGGACGUCUCCGCCGUCUGAAGCGCCUUCGCAGGCGCCUCCUUCUCCCACUUAUUCGCUAGGCCAGCAGAUCUGGAGCUUCGAGGACUCUGGGAAGUCAAUUCUCCUCAAGGCGCGCGCGGGCGCCUUUGAGUUCACGUCGCUCCUCCUCGCCCACCCGCUGCGGCACCUUGAGCAGCUGCUUGAAGGAGCCUCACAGAAAGGCGAGGCAGAGCGCGACCCUGGAGGCGCCGCGUCAGAGAGGCUCCCUCUCCCUUCUUCUUGCCCAGCCUGCGCCCGCCCCAGCGUCUGCCUGCGCGCAGGCGACAGGAUCGUCGUGGAAGGCGCCACGCAGAGCGGAAAGACGCUUCUCCUCAGACAACUGGCUGCGGAGAUCGCGCUCGCGUGCUACCCCAAGUCCGCGCCCCUGAACUGUGACUCGCGAGGCAGGGGACAGGGCGUCCUCGUCCUGUCCUACGGCGGCGACGUCUCUCUCUUGAAUAUUCGCGAGACGAUUGAAGACAUGCUUGCAGAGAAGUUACAGGCUUCCCCCACCGGCGCAGAGCCGCGCGCCCACGCCGCGCCCCUGAAGCCUGCCAGGGUCGCCCGCCCGUCUCGACUCUCAGAAGCGAAGCGCGAGCGACUCGCUGUGCGCCGAGCGGCAGCCCAGGCACUUCGGCACGUGUUUGUCAUCAGCAUAUACACGCCGCUCCAGCUUCUGCACGUCACGAAGUGGCUGCCCUUCUUCUGCGCGACGCACCCCAGCGUCCGCGCUCUGCUGGUUGACGGCGUGGUGACUACCGCGGCCGCUGCGCUGGCUGCCUCCCCCGGGGGGCCUGCGCAGACGUUUUUCCGCUUCGCGCCUUGCGGAGGAGAGAGCCGCGAUCCAGGGAGGCGAGAGAGGAAACGAAGGCGCAGAGGCGAAACCGCCAAUUCCGACCACGGAGACUCCGGCGCCCUGGAGCGGCGCGGAGGGCUUGCUGCGUCCCUGGGCUCGGCGGGCGCGUCGCCUGCUUCGUCUGGGGGGGGGGGCACGGGUUCGAAGCCUGCCACCAGCUUCUCUCGAAGUGCCGCGCCGGCCGCGGCAGCCUCCGCCCGCGCCACGCCCACCUCCAGCAUGCAGCUGCUUACGCUGGCAGUUCAGCAGAUUCUGCGCGUGCACCAGGAGCAGCGGCUUCUUCUUGUCUACACGAAGCAGACCGCUGCAUCUGCGGCGGCAGCCAGGGGGGGCGAGGGCGAAGCGGAGCCUGGCGACAAACGCGUUGCGAUUCCUCUCCCGUUGCCGCGCUUCGCGGCGCGAGCGGGAGACGCUGAGGGCUCAGCUGAGUUGCCCGCAGAAGCGCGUUCACUCGGCUCUGCUGCCUCGCGGGCGGCGCCGCCGUCGGAGGAGGCGCGCGAGCGCCAAACCGCCCGCGGGCCCGGCGCAAGCCCCAGCCGCGGCGAUCGCGCUGCAGACACGGCUUUUCAUAGAGACAGCCUCUGGACACUCGCCGGGUUUCCGCGCUUCCCGCGAGGCGCUGUCGGCUUCCUCUUGCGUCGGGUGGCGUCAGACGCGUGGGUCCGCGCGACUCGACAGCCAGUCAGCAAACUCGUUUCCUGUUUGCACAAAUCGCGCGCGAGACGCGGCAGCGAAGGCGAAGGAAGCGAGCGAUUUGCGCGAGGCGCCGCGCCGCGCCGCGCCUCUCGGGUGUAUCAGCUUCAGCUGCUAAAAGCCGAGUCGCUGGCGUCAUGUGGCGCUCAGCCGCCUGAGGCGGUGACGCGCGAAGGCGAACCUCCUCACGCCUCCACGUUCCAGGAGGGCAGCCAGUCCGCACUCACCGGCACGGUCCUCGCAUGCGUGUGUAGCUGCAGUUCUGUCGGCGGUUUGAGCGGCCGCGGCGCCUCGGGAGACCUGCGGAGGAGUCAGGCGACUCACGCGAGUGCGGCUGCUGGGGUCGGCUCAGCGGAGAGCCCAGACGCUGUCCGCGCGCGAGUUGUCUGCGCAGUGGCUGGCAACACUCAUCUCGUUGCCAAUGAGGACUCUGUCGGCGCGUGCCUCCUCCGCCGGUCCAGCGAGGCAGAGGGAGCAGAAUCUGCAGCGAAGCCGCGCGGCGGCCUUCGCGAAGCGCCUCGCAGAGAGGAGGUGGAGGGGGGGGCGAGUGGUUUACAAGAGAGAGGCGGAGGCGCCGCUGCGCUUUUUCGAAGGUCAUUUGCAGAGAGCGUUGCCGAGGGAAGCGAUGUAGCCUUGGCGCGCAGGCAGGCCACGGGCGGGACGUGUGGUGUAUUUGUCCUCCUAACGAAGCAUGGCUCACGCGACGUGGUGCAACUCUUAUAG
This is a messenger RNA of Besnoitia besnoiti, 2721 nucleotides long. RefSeq lists its product as uncharacterized. The transcript is spliced from 4 exons. NCBI's taxonomy places the organism in Eukaryota, Apicomplexa, Conoidasida, Eucoccidiorida, Sarcocystidae. Bases 1 to 2721 code for a protein of 906 amino acids. The record is from RefSeq and is a predicted model, not a curated record.